Musa acuminata subsp. malaccensis (wild Malaysian banana) is the source of this 1907-nucleotide messenger RNA. RefSeq lists its product as uncharacterized. Gene Ontology annotation, cellular component: plasma membrane. Gene Ontology annotation, molecular function: fluoride transmembrane transporter activity. NCBI's taxonomy places the organism in Eukaryota, Viridiplantae, Streptophyta, Magnoliopsida, Zingiberales, Musaceae. Gene Ontology annotation, biological process: fluoride transmembrane transport. The record is from RefSeq and is a predicted model, not a curated record.
AACCCUCGUCGCUGCGGUUCCUCUCUCGACGUUGAUUUGAUACGUCCGCCGGGCAGUGAGGCCGGAGACCGACGUCGCCGACUCUCCCACGCCGGUGGUCGCUUGCGGUGUAUUCCCGCCGCGGCCUUUCUUCUCCCUCCCGCUCGUUCGUGUGUUGUCCCGGUGAUCCGAUCGAUUACUGCAGCCUCUUCCGCCUCCUCCGGCAAAAGAAGUGUUUUUGCAGGCUUGGAACAGGAGCAUAACAGGAUGCCUGGGUCAUCACAAAGGAAUGCUGUUAAUGAGAGUAACAGCCCGAUCGCAAGAUCACUUGGUAUCCGCCUGAGCUUAGAUUCACCUAGUCAAAGGAUUUUCUCGAGGACAGCAUCGUUGGGCAGGAUCGCUGGCACAAGUUACUGGCAUCUUGGAUCUAUCAGGCCCAACCUCAUAGUUGAAGGAAUUCCAACUGACACCACUAGACCAGCAGCAGCUGGUGACGAUCAAGCAGUCGGUGUUGAGAUGGCUGGAAAUGGUCUCAGACAAGGUUCACUAAGCAGAAUGAGUAGUAGGGAAUCUUGGCAGAGGUGUUCAAUUAGUUUUUCUAGUGAUCAUGGAACUAUUGAUAAUCUGGCACUUCCACAGGAACUAACAGAUAGGAUAGAUAGUUCACUUGCACAAGUAGGAUGCAGAGGGAGUCGACUGGAUGAUAAAGAACAUGAGGACGGAGUUGUGAAAUUUGCUGAUGAUUCUCUAAUACUAUCAUUUAAUUCCUGGUCAUAUGAAGCAAACUUGCCAUCAGUUGUGACUCCAUUAACUGAGGAAAUUGUGUCUCCUCUUCCAACUGAUUCCAUCUUGUCUGGAAAGGGAAAGAGUCAUAUGACAGGUAUUGCAUCACCAAAGGAUAAGCAAUACAAGCUUCCAUUUUGGCUGGACUAUAUUUCUUACUUGAGUCACUUGGCUGUCUUUGGAAUUCUUGGGGUAUAUACAAGAUACUUACUGCAGAAGCUCUUUGGUCCUGACCUCUUGCGUCUCACAGGGGAUAGCCCGUUGUACCUUGAUCUUCCCUCCAAUAUGAUAGGUUCCUUCCUGAUGGGGUGGAUUGGAUUUGUCUUCAAGGCUGACAUCCUUCACGUAUCUGAACAUUUGCUGGUAGGAUUAAGUACAGGGUACUUGGGCAGUCUCACCACACUCAGUGGAUGGAACCAGAAGAUGCUUGAGUCGUCUUCCAAGGGCCAUUGGGUGCAUACUGUUGCUGGCCUGAUACUUGGGAUUUUCCUUGUCAACUAUAGUAUCAUUGUUGGGGUUGGAUGUGCUGGAGGACUCCGCAGAGGCAUUAUUGCUUGGUGUGACAAGAGAAAUACCAAUCUGGAAAAAUGGAGGGUGAAUAACCGCAAUAAACAUGUGGUUGUGAUGGCCGCUGUUCUACUGAUAUGGUGCUUGUUAUGGACUCUGAGUGGAGAAUUCUUUAGGGUUAAGUUGAACAGAGUCAGUAAUUCUGCUGUUCCUUGGCUAGCUUUCUUGGUGGGUCCCCCAGGUGUGUGGCUCCGAUGGCGCUUGGCUAGGCUUAAUGGACGAGGUAUAGGAAGCAAGCGAAUGCUCAAAUGGCUACCAAUUGGAACUCUGUUGGCCAAUGUACUUGCAGCAACCAUUUCGGCUGCAGCUGCUAUUAUAAGCAAAGCGGUAAACACAGAGAAAUGUGCAAUCAUUGUCAGUGGAUUUCAAUUAGGCUUUCCUGGCUGCUUGAGCACAGUUUCUACUUUUGCUGCUGAGAUAUAUGGUAUGUGGAAGACUGGACAUGGCUGGAGAGCCUUCUUCUACAUCAGUAUUACCAUCUUUCCAUCUUUUGCACUGGGAACUCUUGUAUUCUCAGUUCCUAUAUGGAUUAAGCAUUAUGAAUAAUAAUUCAUACUAGCAUUAUAAAUAGUAAUUCA